Molecule: messenger RNA, 768 nt
Organism: Paramecium octaurelia
Lineage: Eukaryota; Ciliophora; Oligohymenophorea; Peniculida; Parameciidae
Source: the annotation of a GenBank genome assembly
AUGUCAAGCUCAAUCAAAACUCUUAGGUAUUGUAAAAUAGCUGGUCAUCAAUCCAAAAGGAUUAUCAAAAUUUGUGUUUCUAAGUCAACAUGUCCAAAUAGAUAUUUGUGUGAAUUGUGUUUGAAAUAAUAAAACCAUCAGCAUUUUGAUCAAUGUAUAAGCAUAGAUUAAUUUCUGUAACGAAUCAAUCAAAUUAAAAUUAAUUACAAGGAUGCAAAUAAAAUUGAGGAGAUGGCUUCAAUACUCAAAAAUAAAAUCAAUUCCUGUAUGUCCAUCAUUCAACAGCAAUUCUAAUAACUAGAGGAUAGAGUUGAAGGCAUCAAAGGCAGCAUUAGAAACAGCUUCACCAAUAUUGCUCAAGUCUUGGAAUAGUUAAGCUCUAAUCCUUUAGGCUUUAAUGAUGAAAAUCUGAAUAGAAAUUUAUAUUAUCUUUAAGAGGAAAGCUGGAAUGAAUUUCAAAUGUCCGUCAACAAAGGGUCUCAUCUUAUGAAACAAUAUUUCAACAUUCUACACGAAUAAACACUUCGAUUUAAAUUAUCAGGUGGACAUUCGCAAUAAGGAAGCACAGGUUAACUAUUACAGAUCCAAGAGGCUGUUUGGCAUUUAAAAGGAAUUGACCAAUCCUUUGAAUCUUAACUCCAAAAUCGUCCCGAAAUCUCCAGAUUCAUCAUCUAUUACUCAUCACAAACGCAAGAGCUGAUGUAUGAUAUUUUAUUAUAAUAUAUAUGAAGAAGGACAACUAAUAAAUAAUAAAGUUCAGUAAGGAUA